AUUUAUUAUAGUAUUAUAGUAUCUAACAUCUGAAAUGUAAAAUAAUCUAUUGUAAGAUAAUAGGAUUAAACACGUGGCGACCUUGUCGUGAGAUUUUCCAGUAUGGUUCUUUAUUGGUGCUAAAUGUUGUGACGGUUGGUUUCUAUGGUAUCGAGUGACCUGGUCAGUCUACCACGUGGUCAGUAAUCAAACUUUAAAUUUGGGCUAGACCCUAGUGAUCCAGAUGUAACGAUAGUAGAUCGUUUGUCGUUCUUCGGCUAGCUUCUACGAAGCAUCAUUAUAGUGGACACGAAUCACUUGUUGAGAUAUGUAAGUUGCUUCAGUGAUCGUUACAUCAAAUUAUUUUCUUACCAUUUAAAACUGAUCUUCAUAAUACAUUUUUUCAAUUGACAUCGUUUACGAAGUGAGUUAUUAUUUGUACACAUGUAUAAGCACAAAUCAUGCGUUAAUUUUACGCUAAUUAUUAUAUUUAAAUUAUAAAGAUAGAUGAUUUGUCACAGGUUACAUAAAAAAAUACGUAGAUGUAACACUGACAGAAUUUUUGUACUAUAAUAUGGAAUAACAUUAGUAUUACGCGAUGUGUAUAUGUGUGUAGUACAUGUAAAAGAGGAAACAUUAAAUAGGAGUGAAUUAUACGCCAACGAUUCGGUCAUCAACAUUAUAUCUUUUUAAGAAGGUGAGAGAAAUUCAAGCCAACUACUUUUUUAAAGCGUCGACCCACAUUCUGGGCGGCGAGACCGGACUGAUUUUCUUGCACACGAUGAGUUCGAUCCGACUACAAGGCAAAAGAUGUUCUUACUUGAGGUUGUAUUAGUCGAAAAACGGUGUCAAAGACGGGCAUGGACACUAAGACUCCACCUAUACCUUUGAAGCUUCCAGAGAAGGCUCAAGCAAAGAAGCAGGAACGCGUAGCCGAUUUGUUUCUGCCGCCAUUGAUACCUUCUACUAAUCACCGACAGAAAUUAAAACCUGCUGUAAAUUCGUGGUCGCAUGACGUCAAUUAUCCUACAUGUUAUCAAAAUCAUCAUAAGAAGAGACCUUACAGAGUAUUGCAAAUUGGCGCCACACCUUUGAUGCACGCUUGCCAGCAGGCCGACAGACAUAAAGUCUUGAGAUUAUUGAGGGAGCAAGAGGAGAGCAUCUGUUAUAGAGAUAGAACGUUAAGAAGUGCACUUCAUUACUGUAUGGAUGCUGGAACGGGUGGUGCCGUUGCAUCAGCGGCACCAGAAUUGGUUAAUGCUCCCGAUGCCGAGGGACAUACACCUCUUCAUCUUGCAGUCAUUGCAGGCGAUACUCAGUUGGUAGCUGUUUUAUUAGCAAAUGGUGCCGACGUUAAUGCCAAAGAUUUGGAAGGUCACAGCGUUCUUCAUUGGGCCACUGUUUGCGGCGAAGCGGAAUGCGUACGUCUGAUCUUAGCUGCAGGUGCUAGGCCUUCAACGCCAGAUCUUCGCGGAGGUUCACCCCUCCAUUACGCAGCGCAAUGUUGCGGUGCCGCAGCGACUGCCGAACUCGCGGUUCCAAAGAAAGUUGGUUUAAAGGUAUUACAAACUCUUAUAGAAUUUGGAGCUGACGUUAAUGCGAAGGAUGAAGAUGGACGACAGGCAAUCUUAUGGGCGGCUAGUGCCGGUAGCGUGGAGGCAGUUUUAGCUUUGGCAAGGGUCGGGGGAGCUGCGGCCGCAGGAGCAUCGGAUAAAGAUGGCUUAACUGCACUUCAUUGCGCCGCGUCGAGAGGUCAUGCAAGAUGUGUCGAAGCUUUGAUUAAUUUGUGCGGAUCCCAGCCCGAUCAUGUAGAUGAUAAUGGUUGUUCCGCUCUACAUUAUGCCGCUACGCUCGGUCACGCCGACGCUACGGCCUUGAUUCUUAAAUUAGGAGCUGAUCCAAAUCGACAAGAUCGAAAGGGUAGAACGCCAGCCCUAUGUGCAGCAGCUAAGGGUCAAUUGGAAACGUUAAAAAUCUUAGCGCAACAUGGUGGCUCGUUGCAUGCUAGAACAGUACGAGGUACAGGGGUUGCUCACGAGGCUGUGGCUUCCGGAAGAAUCGAACUACUCAAAUGGUUGGCUAAAAAACGUCCGAGUACGUUGGAUAUCGUUACGCAAGACGGUAAGACGCCUCUUCAUGUAGCAGCACUUCAUGGUCAUUUGGAUGCUUGCAAGGUGCUUUUGGAUCAUGGUGCAAAAAUAAAUGCCAUUCUAAGGACUAACAAGGGUAAUAUGAUGACCGCUUUGGAUGCUGCUCUUUAUAGAGGCCACAGAGAUUGUGCUAAAUUAAUUCAAAUGCAUGGUGGAACUACUGCCCAACGAUUAAGAGAUCGCAGGAGUACACCUGGGAAGGUUUUUUCUGCAAAAUUUCGAUUUAACCGUACUGAGAGUGACACAGAUUCGGAAGAUAGUUCUCCAAAAUGGGAUCACGCACGCAAGGCACCCCGUGUCUAUUACGAGGAACGAUGGAUCGAGAAAAGGACACGAAAGAAAGGAAAUUGCAAGAAUUUAUUGCGACGAGAUAGUCGAAGUUUCAGUGAAGAAGAAAUUCGACUAUCUAAGAAAGGGUCUUCGAGAAAAGAAUGCCAGCAACGAAGCAGAAGCGAAUCUGCGAGAUACGACGAUAAUGAUACGACUACUGAUGAAAAAUUAGCACGCAAAGGAAGAAAAAGACGACUUAGAGCAAGAUCUAAGGAUGAUUAUAGCGAUUCAUCUAUAAAUUAUAGCGAUGAUAGUUUUCAAGAUGAUUUAAGAAAGGACGGAAAGGUAAGGACGUUUCUUCUUCAACGUAAGUUUGGAAGACGGAGAUCAAAAUGUCGAGCGGAUAAGAAUAAAAAGAGAUCAAAGUCAGAGAUUGAAGCAAGUAGAGCCAAUCGGAAGAAUUUACAACCGGAAACAAAGAGUGAUCAAGACGAGCACAGUGGUACCGAUGACAGUUUGGAAGUAAUCGUGGUGAGAACGUCCGUUGAGAAGAAAAAGUGUGAAAAGAUUGUAUCCGGAGGAAAAGCACAGAAAUCGAAAGAAAAUUUGAAAGAUAGUAAAGGAAGAGGAUCUCGUAAAAGCAAUUUGAGACAGAAAUCAGAGUCCUGUGUAUCGACAACAUCAGAUAAAUUAUCCGAUAAGGAUAAAACAUCAGACAAGGUAUCUGAAAAGGAUACAGCAAGUGCUAAAUCAAAGUCACAUUCAGACAAAAAAGAAAUUGAGGAAGAAGAGUAUAAAAAUGUUGAUGAAGUUGACGAUGAUGAUGAUCAAGUUGCUUCAAAAUCAUCGACAUCAGAAGACAAAGAAAUAUCCUUCGUAGAUAGACGCUAUCAUCAUAGAGACGUGACUGAUAGUACAAGUCACGAAACCGUCGAACGAGUUUUAGUUACUGCGAUGGUUCACAAAGAUCAAGGACCAGAUACUCCAAAAUCUACGAUGGAAACUUCGAAGGAAGUUACUUUUGAAGAUGCUUUGGAAAAAGAGAUAUCUGAUAAAAACAAUGAAGAAUUGCAAAGUAAUGUGGACGAUGUUCAAACGAAAUCCGAUCAAUUAUCUAACUCGUUGGUCAUGAAGGCUAAAGAUUUAAAAAAGGAUAUUCAAAAUAUACGAUCUAGUAUUGAAGAUAGGAAUGAUGAUAACGUAAAAGAAAGGAAUAAUGAUGAGAAGGUAGUAAGCGAGGUUGAAGAGGUUGAAGGUAGGUUGCGCGCAUUCCAAGUAAAAAAACCCGAAAGCACUUCAUUGGAUUCUCAGGAAGAAGGACGUCUGGAUCAACGAGAGGAGGAUUCUCAAAAAGAAAAUGAAGAAAAUGAUCAAAUAAUUCCUACCAAUUCGCCGAGUUCUCCGAAAAAUAUUGAAAGCAGUGUGGAUAAUGUGCCUUCAGAAUUAGAUUCACAUGCUCAUACAUCGAAAGAAUCACUUAAAGAAGAUAUGCCAACUUUGGCGUUAGAAAAACUUUCGAAAGAAGAAAAAGAUGAGGUAACUGAGACAAUAGAUUCGAAAGAAGAACACAGUAGAAAUGGUACAGUGCAAAAGGAUGUCGAAGAAUCGAAUAUUGUCAUCGAUGAUUUUGACUUAACGAAUAAAGAAUCUUUUCAAAUUCAACAAGAGAAACGUCAGGAUGAGGCAUCAUCUCCUUCUUUCGAUGCACCAUAUGGCAAUGAUUUUUUUGAGGAUAAAGAACAAGUAGAUUCUGCACGUGGCAAAUCUGUAGAUUUAUCUUCAGAUUCUAGAGAUUCAGUAAUGAUACGAGAAGAUGAGAAUGACUUUUCAAGAACGAAUACACCAGUCCUAGCUAAGGGUACCGUUCACGAAGUCAAAUUCGACGAACAUAAAACAAGAGAAUCUAAUAAAGUCAGGAUUGGUAAAAAAGUAGAUGCAAAUAAUACCACAAACGAGGACAAAUCUUUUUUAAAUAAAGAAGUCAAGAAUUUGUCACCAAUGGCAACAAGACGUUCAAGGUAUUCGAAAGAAUUGUUGAGAAAGCAGACAAAAGAAGCUGAGUGUCCCUUGACUGGAACAAAAACAUCGAACAGAACUAAAAAUUUAUUUGACAAAUCCGAUGAACGUUCUUUAGAUCGUAGUGCUAUAGUUGCCGUUAUUGAGAGUCCGGAAUGGUUUGAAGAGGAUGAAGAAAUUGAGAAAGAAAUUAGAAAAGUAAUCAGAGAAGAUGGGGAACGUGAUACGAGACAAGAAGAAAAUAAUGAAAUGGGUGUUAUCAGAGUUUUACCGAGUACCAGUGAGAAAGAAACUUACGUCGGUACAUCCAAAACUUCGACUAUCGUUACUUUACCACAGGUUCAAAGAAAACUUUGCACGUAUUCGGAAAAGAUACCUAAAAUUCCAUCGGAAAAUCAACGUUUUCGACAAUGUACCAAACAGUGUCGUCGUGAUAGUGGUGGUAGAGAUAGUGGAAUAGAACCAAGUCCGAGAGUUUCUAAAAUACCAAAGAGAAAGAACAUGGUUGAAUGUUCGAAACUUGAUAAACAUCAGCUUCUCAAUGUAGAUACCGUCACGAGAGACGUUCAAAUUAAUUUGCGUCGUUAUCAUUUAGAAAGGAAGAUCUUUUUUCAAUUGAUGGAACUUAAAAGGUUGCAGAUUAGGCAUGGUAGAGCUAAUGAACAAGUUUUGGUUAAAAGACAGGUUGAGUCAUUUCAUAAAGCUGGCAUGACUGGUCCAACUCUUGGUGUUGCUAAAUAUGAUCAACCAUUUACAUUCAGACAUUUCGAAGCCUUCUUAUACGAACAAUUAAGGAAAUUACAAAGGAGACCGGUCACCCCAAAUUUUUGUACAGAUGCAAAAUAUUGUACUCAAAAAACUCAUCGGUGUCAUCACGCUACAACUGCUUAUACUUCAGUACCUGUUUAUACUUAUAUUGGCGGAGAGGCGCAAGAACGAGUGGAUCACUUUCCAAAAAUCGAGACACGUGGAAGAGGACAAAUGACGGUGGAAGUAACUCACGGUGACGAAAAACAAGUUAUCGCUCUACCAGCUGAAAGAUUAGAUUGCACCAAAAGAUAUUUCGUUACUUUUACAGUUAGAGGAGAAAGUCAAGGGACUACGAAAUCCUCUCAUUCUAUGAAACGAAGUGCUAAGAGUGUUUAAAACGUUCAGUAUAUUUAAUAUCAUGUACAUGCAUUGUAUAUGAUAUGAGCAACGUAUAUUUUAUUGAUUGUCUAUGUAAAAUGAGCAAUGAGUAUAAUGAACAAGUAUUUUACAGGUUCUCUCUCUUCUGUCAUUUUAGAUUGACCUAAACUUUAUGGGCAUUCUGUAAAAUGUCCUCAUUAAUACAUUGACCGUAACUUAUACAAAAUUAUUUGUAUAAGCAAAUGUCUUGUCUUAUCUAUAUACUUAUCUAUGUACUUUAUCUGUUGUUAAUUUAAUAUUUUAUUUUUUGUUUUGUUUUAA
Messenger RNA from Polistes dominula (European paper wasp), 5864 nucleotides. RefSeq lists its product as uncharacterized. The record is from RefSeq and is a predicted model, not a curated record. NCBI's taxonomy places the organism in Eukaryota, Metazoa, Arthropoda, Insecta, Hymenoptera, Vespidae. Gene Ontology annotation, molecular function: protein binding.